Messenger RNA from Gymnogyps californianus (California condor), 1146 nucleotides. RefSeq names its product fibroblast growth factor 5 (gene FGF5). The record is from RefSeq and is a predicted model, not a curated record. Gene Ontology annotation, biological process: positive regulation of gene expression; regulation of cell migration; positive regulation of cell population proliferation. The coding region runs from base 116 to 490 and encodes 124 amino acids. The transcript has 3 exons. Gene Ontology annotation, cellular component: cytoplasm. Gene Ontology annotation, molecular function: growth factor activity; fibroblast growth factor receptor binding. Lineage: Eukaryota; Metazoa; Chordata; Aves; Accipitriformes; Cathartidae.
AAGAAGUAAACAAGCUUUUGAGUGCCCUGACCCUCCUUCAGGUAUUUUGGAAAUAUUUGCUGUGUCUCAGGGGAUUGUAGGAAUACGAGGAGUUUUCAGCAACAAAUUUUUAGCGAUGUCAAAAAAAGGAAAACUCCAUGCAAGUGCCCGGUUCACGGCGGACUGCCAGUUUCGGGAGCGCUUCCAGGAGAACAGCUACAACACCUACGCCUCGGCCGUCCACCGCAGCCCGCGCUCGGGCCGGCAGUGGUACGUGGCCCUCAACAAGCGGGGCAAAGCCAAGCGGGGCUGCAGCCCCCGCGCCCGGCCCCAGCACGUCUCCACGCACUUCCUCCCCCGCUUUCGGCAGCCCCAGCCCCCCGAGCUCGCCUUCACCGUCACCCUCCCCGAAAAGAAGCCCCUGCCGCCGCCGAAACCGAAGGUCGCCCCGUCCUCGCCUCGGAAAAACCCCAGCCCCGUCAAGUACCGGCUGAAGUUUCGCUUCGGGUAGCGCGCCAUGGCGGGGAUGUUGGUGCGGGAGAGACCGGGCGCCCGGGUGGCUUUUUGGGGGUGACCCCGUGGGAGACCUGCGUCCCGCCAGGCUCCGGGUAGCUGUGUUGGGCUCGGGGUCUUCUCUUCACCUCGCAAACUGGAUGGCAUCCUCGGAGGCGUGUGCUGGGACGGCAUAACUUGGACUUUCUGAAGAGUAUUCCUGUGGUGAACAGAAAACACUUGAUGGACCUCGGGUUAAUUUUCUGUUGCUGAAAGAAGCAGAAAGGUACCUCUAUGGCGAACAUAUUUUCUUACCUUAUUUUCACUAGUGACUCUUUUGACAAUCAUUUUCAUACAAGAGAUAUGUUCAGAGCCAACCUAUUAAGUGCUUUUUUUUUCUUUGUUGUUUUUUGGCAUCUCCUUUUUGCUGCACUUUUUUCCUCCGACCAUACCUCAGACACCGUAUAUCCAGGUCUGCCCCUUCCCCUUCUCUUACAAACCAUCUCCUCCAUUCCACAACAGAACAACAAGCCCAAGCCCAACAAAUCCAUUCACCUUAUCUGUGGUGCAAAGGGGUCUUAAAGCUCUUUGUUGGCAAUAAUAAUUUUUUUUUUUCCUUUUUUUUUUUGGUUUUAAGGGUUGCAGGCUUGGGGAGGGCGGCUGUUUGCAGCCCAG